GGGACAGGCAGCACGAGACUGCCACCAUCGAGGUGGCUGCUGUGUUUUUGUCCUGGGAGGAACAUUCCCCCGGACAGCUAAAGAGGGGCAGACUGGCUGCUGCUAAUGGACGAUGACAACACUACGAACGAAUCGGCGGGUUACCAUGGAAACGUAACCUACGUUUGGGGCUGAAGAGACAAACAACACGUGAAGAGACGAACGACCAUCAUCUUCUCUGAUGGAGUUUCCCCAGCAUUCCCAGCAGCUCCUGUCAGCACUGCGGUCCCAGCGCCAGCGGGGCUUCCUGUGUGACUGCACGGUCCUGGUGGGCUCAGCGCGCUUCCUGGCUCAUCGGGCCGUCCUGGCUUCCUGCUCGCCUUUCUUCCACAUGUUCUACUCAGACUCUCCGAUGGGAAAUGGAGCCAGCAGCUCAGUCACACUCGACAGUGACAUUGUCACGUCCGCCGCGUUUGGCUUACUCUUGGACUUCGUUUACGAAGGUGUGCUUCAGCUGGAGGAGUCUCCUCCUGUGGAGGACAUACUGGCAGCGGCGAGCUUUCUCCACAUGAACGAGGUGGUGCGAGUGUGUAAGAGGCGGCUGCACAAGCGAGGUCCACUGGCCGAGGCUGACAGUACGCGCUCUGAAGAGAACACUGGCUUGAAAAGGGCAACAGAGACGCAGAGGGAGGGUGGGAGUGAUGGAGCCGAGCCCAUGGCGAACAAGGCAGGACACUCUAAUCCUGUAACCACAGCAGUGCCCCUCCUGUCAGUGUCUGCAGUGGGAGAGAGGGGUCAGGUGGAGUCCGUGAAGUCUGAACAAAGAAGUGGGGAGUCGUUAAAGUCUGUUCAGACCCCUCUGAGCCCUGACCUCGCUGAUACCACCCAACCGGGCAUGGAUGUCCCUUUUCUUCCUCCGGGGAGUGAACUGAUGCAGGGCGUCAUCACAGGGCUGUCUGGUGGAGGUCACCCAGGGGCCCAGAGAGAGGGGUCAGCGCUCUGCAGUCCCGUCAGCACUACAGAGUCAUACAGCCACGUUACUAAUCAGCAGCCAUCAUCCUCCUCAUCUUCGUCCUUGGUCCCAGUGAGUAAGGCUGGCAGUCGGUCACUGGCUGCUCUUCCUCAGUCAGAGUCCAGCCUUUCUUCCAGCGCGCAGCAGGAUGAAGCCCAGAUGUCGCUUGAUGACUCCAUUAGGGAGGGACAAAGGAUGUUCAUGUUAAUUCAAACGCCAGCUCCAACCUCUCACAUACAAACAAACUCAACAUUCUCUGAACCCCACCGUGCGCCUCCUCAAAUUCGCAUUCAGAAUGCGGUCUCACUCCAAGGCCAGAGCAUCAGUGUAGCCCCAGAUCCUCCUCAGACCCGACUACUGGUCAGACCGCAGACUAACAUCGGUAGAAAUGGAAGAUCUCAUUCUCAUGUUGGCGUCGUGGGGACAGACAGUAAAGAAGAGAAUGUGAGCAUCAAAGUAGAAGCAAUUGUUAUAUCUGAUGAAGAACAAGAGAUGGAGAAAGAGGAGAGUGAAGAGGGAGCGGCCAUGAUGGAUAUAAAUGAUGAGUUUGAAGAUGACAUUGAGGAGAAGGAGCUCAGCAGCUCUGAUUUUCUCAGCUCUAACCAGCAGCGCCUCUUACAGCUGGCGUCGCAUUCACAGGACUACACCUUCCCUCUGUCCCCCUCCUCUUCCUCCCCCGGCGCCGGAGCGUCGUCCCAGGACGCUUCCCCCUUCGCCAUCUCCCUCAUGUCUCCGUCCACGUCUCAGCAGCAGCCGGACCAUCCCAACUACUUCCAGACCUUCCAGGACUCGGUGGGGAACUUUGUGGAGGACGUCCCGACGUGCGGCGUCUGCGGGAAGACCUUCUCGUGCUCGUACACCCUGAGGCGCCACGCCAUCGUGCACACCCGCGAGCGGCCCUACGAGUGUCGGUACUGCUACCGCAGCUACACGCAGUCGGGCGACCUGUACAGACACAUACGCAAGUCGCACGACCACACUCUGCCCGCCAAGCGCAGCAAGACGGACAUCGAGUCGUCGCUCCUGCAGCAGACGCCACCAGCACAGCUGCCGCAGCCACCGGCAGCUCCGCUGCCGACACCGCAACCAAAACCGUCACAGCAGCCGCCGCCUCCACCACCUCUUAGCUAGAACGGACAUUUUAUAUAUAGGAAAUAGUUUUAGCUGUAAACAAAAACCCUAGUUCUAUCUUUAAAUAAAGUAGGUCUGCACAUCUUUGAAUUGUUUUCUCAAGCAGUCCAGUAAUCCUGAUGGACCCACAAGGACCGUGUAGUUUUGUGGAGCAUGUUCUAAACAUAGGAUUCGAGAUAAUCAUUACUUGAAAACAUGACAAAAACCUCAGCCAGCCAGUUUUUUAAAAAAAUGUCAAGUGUUUUGAUCAAAAUUUGAAAAAUGUGCCCACUCAUUCAAAAUAUUCAUGAAAUACUCAGAGAUGCUCACUGACUUUCAAAAAUUAAUUCAGAGAAUGCGAUAAAUUACUUUGCAUGUUUAAACGUGUCCAAUCAUGGUAAUUUAUUCUUAACGAUUGUCUGAAACGCCUCACAUUUAAAAAUAUUUACUGUCAUUCAGAAGGAAUUAUUCAGGAAGUUUGUGACAAAUCGGUCUGCUUUACUCUGCGCCCUCACAGGACCUGGUCAAAAAAGGAAAAUAAGGAGAAAAUGAAAUAUUUGUGAAAAAUACUACAAACAUUUGAACUUAUAAAGCCCAAGGUGACUUUCUCAGUUGUUAUUUUUUCCGACAUGCAGUUCAAACAUUUCAAUCAGGUGGAGAUGGAAAUUGCUCACCUUGAAAGGGUCAAAAGGAAAUAAUUGCAUUCAUUGAAAUCGAAAUUAAUUUUAAUACCAGGAGCGAAAGUAAUGUCUCGUCUUUUGAAUUCUUCCAGUGUGACUGCAUAAUAAUACCGUAAAAAAAUUUAAUAAUUUCCUGAUAGGCGUAAAACUCAUAUAAACAAGGCCAUGGGAAGUAGCAGAGCUGAAGGUGCUGCAGCAUAAAACCUGCAUCAUUAUCAAAAUACUCCAACAUAGACUGUUUACAUGUCGAUAUCUGAAAAAUCCCCUUAUUAGAAUCAGAUUUUUUUGGUCAAGUUUGUACAAAAAAAAACAAAAAAACAAGGAAUCUGACUCCUGUGUAUCGUCACUGGGUACAAAAAGAUACUUAAUACUGAAAAUUAA
This is a messenger RNA of Salarias fasciatus (jewelled blenny), 3162 nucleotides long. RefSeq names its product zinc finger and BTB domain containing 3 (gene zbtb3). The coding region runs from base 221 to 2122 and encodes 633 amino acids. Gene Ontology annotation, biological process: regulation of transcription by RNA polymerase II. Gene Ontology annotation, cellular component: nucleus. The transcript is spliced from 4 exons. Gene Ontology annotation, molecular function: protein binding; DNA-binding transcription factor activity, RNA polymerase II-specific. The record is from RefSeq and is a predicted model, not a curated record. NCBI's taxonomy places the organism in Eukaryota, Metazoa, Chordata, Actinopteri, Blenniiformes, Blenniidae.